Striga hermonthica is the source of this 1521-nucleotide messenger RNA. The record is from the annotation of a GenBank genome assembly. NCBI's taxonomy places the organism in Eukaryota, Viridiplantae, Streptophyta, Magnoliopsida, Lamiales, Orobanchaceae.
AUGGAUUUAUGGGUUGUGGCAGCAGCUGCUGGAGCUGGAUACAUAGCCAAAAACAUUCGAAAUCUAUCAUCAGACGAAAAGGAGUAUCCAGCUGCUGGACCUUCUCACAUGUACUCUCACACCACCACUCAAUCAGAGUCGACAAACUUUCUGCAGCAGUUGAGAGAAAAAACGUGCCCUUUACGCAGACCGGAGAGAAAGAUACCUCGACAUGAUUCCAGCAAGUAUUUUCCGGAAGUUUCUCGAGUAACAAUAAGCAGAAACAAAGAAGAAAGCACAAGGCUUUUUGAUGAUUGUAAAACAGGAUUGGAGCCCAAAGGAAGUUUGAAUUUUGAUGGUAGUGGUAAAAGAGGAGACUUGAGGAGGGUCAGUAAAAAAAAGCUCUCUGUAAGUAAGAAAUGCAGUUUGUGUUCGUGCGGGCCGGUAACCUCUCUAGGAAGAUGCUUAGAUGAAAACGAAGGUUUAUAUUCAUCGGUAUCUUCUGAUAAACCUUUGUUUGAUACUGAUUUGACCCAAGUGGUAGACGGGCCGGGCUGUAGUUCGGCCAUUUUGGGGCUUGAGGGCUGUCGGGACGAGCCAACAGAAAAAGAUGAAUCGAAAGAAGGACCCGGCACGAUGCUUCUGUUCGUCACUGGAAUGAUUAUCGGUAUACUAUCAGCCACUAUAGCUUGGAAAACAGAAGUCGAUAAGCUGAAUAAGCAGCUAAAGCAAAUGCAGAAUUUAGUUGAAGAUUUACAUGAGGAACUCGACAUGAAAGACACUCUGCUGGUCAAGGACAUAACAGACGAGGGCUAUUAUUUAUCUGCAGUAAACCACGAUACGCCUCUGUCAACUAAGGAGCCAAUUGCAUCUCCAUGUGGGGCAGAAGUUAAUAAACCAGAAAAAAACGACGGUCUAAAAGCAAACGAUAGAUACACUGAGAAUCUUGAGUUGAUGAGCAAAAUCGAGUCUGAACUUGAAGCUGAAUUGGAGAUGUUAGAGAACAACAUGAAGGCUUCCUCACUGGAGAGGAUUUCUGUGGUUGAGGUUAGCCCGGAUUUCGAACCAGAUACCGUUCAAGGAGAGCUUGCGUCAACUGCAAACUAUGCAGUUUCCCCAUGGGAGCUAAGGCUCCGGCUCCAUGAGUUGAUCGAGUCAAGGCUAAAAAAGCAUAUAAACAAGCUAGAGACAGCUCUUGUGGACACUCAAAGACUUUCAGAUAGGAUUGAGUCUCGUGAGAACAAAUUUCAUUACCACAGUGAAACAGAAUCCUCAUCUUGUGCACGGGACGAGCAUGACGAAGGAGAAAAUGAGUUUUCAGGAAAGAAUUUGUCUGCAAAUUAUGUGGAUGCAUAUGAGGAGUCUAAUGCAGAUUUGCUAGCAUUUACAGAGAGGGAUGAAGAACACGACAAUAUGCAAAGAUCAACAUGUUUUAUGUCGGAUGAGGAUCUUGAGUGCAGUGAUGAACUGGAAAUGCUUUUGAUCGAGCAGAUAGUUGAGAGAAGGAAAUCGGGUUAUUCCGGUUUGAAUUUUGAAAAUUGA